This is a messenger RNA of Guillardia theta CCMP2712, 1182 nucleotides long. RefSeq lists its product as hypothetical. The coding region runs from base 130 to 1182 and encodes 350 amino acids. The record is from RefSeq and is a predicted model, not a curated record. The transcript has 10 exons. NCBI's taxonomy places the organism in Eukaryota, Cryptophyceae, Pyrenomonadales, Geminigeraceae. Gene Ontology annotation, cellular component: cytosol. Gene Ontology annotation, molecular function: GTP cyclohydrolase II activity; 3,4-dihydroxy-2-butanone-4-phosphate synthase activity. Gene Ontology annotation, biological process: riboflavin biosynthetic process.
AGAUGGCUCGUUUGCGAUGACAUGGUUUCUUCCUGCCUGCAUGCCAUAGCUCCGAAGUGUACGUGUAAGGGACGACAGGGCAUCCUGUUGUGAUUGUCUAAUUUUACCUGGUCUGUGUUUAUUGCGAAGAUGAAUCGAGGUUGGAAGCGUUUCCUUCCCUUCCUGCUCGGAUUCGCGUUCUCCCUUCAGACUGAGUCCAUGGCGUCGCUUUCUGUGGAGCAGCCGGCGGGAGCCGCGUGCUUCUGCUGGUUCAGACCAGCGCUCUUGGAGGGGAAUAGGUUGCGAGGGAUACCUAUGGGGGUGAAGGAGAGCCGUGGACUGAAGGGACGAGAGAGUACCUGCUGGCAGAUGCUACACGGGGGGGAUCGUCAUGCUGAUAGGAGAGUUCGAGCGAAGCUGAGCCACAUCAGUUCGUUCCUGAGCUCGGGGAAGAGGUGGAUGGACGGGAAGCUGCCGACGAAAACCUUCGCGUCCACGAUCUCAGGAGGCGUGUGUACGGAUGGCAGCGACGAUGAGUUUCACUACCCUGAGGGGUCCACCAAGUUCAUAGCUGAAUGCGAGCUGCCAACAGACAGGGGGGUUUUCCGCAUGAGAGCAUAUCGAUACAAGGGGGCGAAAGUCGUUAUCAGGGAGGGGGAGCGGGUGUUGGAAUGGACGGAGAUGGAGCCUGUUGUUAUCUACAAACAAGCGAAGAAGUUUGUGGAUCCUGUGGCUGUCAGAGUGCACGAUCAAUGUUACACCUCUGAGGUUCUAGGGUCGAAGAGGUGUGACUGUAAGGAGCAACUGGACCUUGCAUUGGAUUACAUCAAUCAGUUCGGAGGAGCGUUGAUCUACAUGCCUCAGGAGGGAAGGGGGAUCGGAUUGGCAAACAAGGUGGCGGCGUACCAUCUCCAGGACGGAGGGCUGGACACUGUGGAUGCCAACAGACAGCUGGCAGGUUUCGGAGACGAUGAGAGGAGCUACGAGUGUAUCCCUUACAUCCUAGAGGACAUGGGUAUCAAGUCCAUUCAGCUCAUGACAAACAACCCGUUCAAGAUCCGCCAGCUGUCAGAGCUAGGCGUGACCAUCGCAGGGACCAAGCCCCAUGUGGUCAAGCCCAACGUCUACAACGAGAAAUAUCUCCGUGCUAAGGUGAUGUCGAGGGAUGGGAGUUGUCUUGUUGGUGUGCUAAGAUGCCGUUGA